AUGGCAGAGGAGCCCAUCGUGCCCGUUUACUGCACCGGGGUGUCGGCGCAGGUGCAGCGGCAGCGGGCGAAGGCGCUGGGCUUGGGGCAGCACGAGAACGCGCUGCGGUACCUGGGGCAGGAUUACGGGCGCCUGGUGGAGGAAUGUCGGCGUUCCGGGACCCUCUUCCGUGACCAGACCUUCCCACCAGCUCCUGCUUCCUUGGGCUUCCGUGAGCUGGGCCCUGGCACCUCCAAAACCCACGGCGUCCAGUGGAAGAGGCCGACGGAGCUGUGUCCGCGCCCGCAGUUCAUCGUGGACGGGGCCACACGCACCGACAUCUGCCAGGGAGCUCUGGGUGACUGUUGGCUGCUGGCAGCCAUUGCCUCCCUCACACUCAACGACACCCUCCUUCACCGCGUGGUGCCCCACGGGCAGAGCUUCCAGCAAGGCUACGCUGGCAUCUUCCACUUCCAGAUCUGGCAGUUUGGUGAGUGGCUGGACGUGGUGGUGGACGACUACCUGCCCACCAAGGAUGGCAAGUUGCUCUUCGUCCACUCGGCCGAGGGCACCGAGUUCUGGAGCGCCUUGCUGGAGAAGGCCUAUGCCAAGGUGAACGGCUGCUAUGAGGCGCUGUCGGGGGGCAGCACCUCAGAAGGCUUUGAGGACUUCACCGGCGGCGUCACCGAGUGGUACGACCUGCGCAAACCCCCCCAGGAUCUCUACCAGAUCAUCCUCAAGGCCCUGGAACGUGGCUCCCUCCUCGGCUGCUCCAUCGACAUAACGAGCGCCUUCGACAUGGAGGCAGUGACCUUCAAGAAGCUGGUGAAGGGACACGCCUACUCGGUGACAGGGGCCAAGCAGAUCAACUAUCGGGGGCAAUCCAUGGGCCUGAUCCGGAUGCGCAAUCCCUGGGGAGAAGUGGAGUGGACAGGAGCCUGGAGUGACAACUCGUCCGAGUGGAACGCGGUGGAGCCGGCGCUGAGGCAGCAGCUGAUGGUGAAAAUGGAGGAUGGUGAAUUUUGGAUGUCCUUCCGGGAUUUCCUCCGGGAAUUCACCCGCCUGGAGAUCUGCAACCUGACCCCAGACGCUCUCCAAUCCCGCAAGUUCCGCAAGUGGAACACGCGGCUCUACGACGGGACGUGGCGAUCCAACCUCUCGGGGGGUGGGGGGUUUUUUUUUCCAGCCACUUUCUGGAUCAACCCUCAGUUUAAGAUCCAGCUGGAGGAGGUGGAUGAUGACGGGGAUGAGGGCGGCGGGCGCGAGCCCGGCUGCAGUUUCCUGCUGGCGCUGAUGCAGAAGCACCGGCGCCGUGAGCGCCGCUACGGGAAGGACAUGGAGACCAUUGGGUUCGCUGUCUAUGAGGUUCCACCAGAGCACGUGGGGAAGUCGGGGGUCCACCUGAAGAGGGAUUUCUUCCUGGCCAACGCCUCGCGUGCCCGCUCGGAGCAGUUCAUCAACCUGAGGGAGGUCAGCACGAGGUUCCGGCUGCCACCGGGCGAGUACAUCGUGGUACCUUCCACCUUCGAGCCCAACAAGGAAGGGGACUUUGUUCUCCGUGUCUUCUCUGAGAAAAAAGCUGGCACUGAGGAGAUGGAUGACAGGAUCCAGGCCACGCUGCCCGAUGAGAAAGUGCUCUCUGAAAGCCAAAUCGAUGAGAACUUCAAGCAGCUCUUCAAGCAGCUGGCGGGGCCGGACAUGGAGAUCAGCGUCGCGGAGCUCCAGACCAUCCUCAACAGGAUCAUUGGGAAACCUUUGCAGGUUAGAAGUAUCCCCUCAUGGGUGACCCCCAUUUUUUUUGGGGGGGGGGUUGGUUUCCAGUCCAUCUUCCGCAAGUUCGACCUGGACAAGUCGGGCAGCAUGAGCGCCUACGAGAUGCGGAUGGCGCUGGAAGCAGCAGGCUACAAAUUGAACAAAAAGCUGCACGAACUGAUCAUCACCCGCUACGCCGAGCCCGACCUGGCCAUCGACUUCGACAACUUCGUCUGCUGCCUCGUGCGCCUGGAGACCAUGUUCAGGUUUUUCCAAGCGAUGGACGUGGACCAGGAUGGAGUUGUCACCUUUGACUUGCUACAG
Messenger RNA from Chaetura pelagica (chimney swift), 2055 nucleotides. RefSeq names its product calpain-1 catalytic subunit-like. Gene Ontology annotation, molecular function: calcium ion binding; calcium-dependent cysteine-type endopeptidase activity. The annotation marks the transcript as partial. Gene Ontology annotation, cellular component: cytoplasm. Gene Ontology annotation, biological process: proteolysis. The record is from RefSeq and is a predicted model, not a curated record. The transcript has 18 exons. Lineage: Eukaryota; Metazoa; Chordata; Aves; Apodiformes; Apodidae.